Messenger RNA from Strongylocentrotus purpuratus (purple sea urchin), 2498 nucleotides. It is a transcript of the gene lrrc47, whose product is annotated as leucine-rich repeat-containing protein 47. Bases 366 to 1979 code for a protein of 537 amino acids. Gene Ontology annotation, molecular function: protein binding; RNA binding; phenylalanine-tRNA ligase activity. Gene Ontology annotation, biological process: phenylalanyl-tRNA aminoacylation. The record is from RefSeq and is a predicted model, not a curated record. NCBI's taxonomy places the organism in Eukaryota, Metazoa, Echinodermata, Echinoidea, Camarodonta, Strongylocentrotidae. The transcript has 5 exons.
CCGUAUAGCGCUCAUUGCACCAUGUACAUUGUGAAAUACCUCUGCAUGUUCUGCCGUCUGGAACGGAGUCUGAAAGCUGUUGAAUCAUAUAGCUUUUAACAAAUUAUUGCAUCAUAUCCUGAAAUUUGUGGUACUUAUGUACGGAAAACGCUUGUUCCCAAACUCCUUCUGUCACUUCAACUGUUUCUUUAGCAAGUUUUGUCAUAGAAAUCGAGCUCUGCAGACUAGCUAUAUACAUUCAUCGCACUGUAUACAAUUCUACUACAAUCCGUGUUGAGUUUGUGUUAAGUCCCGCGUUCAAGGAAGUGCGGAUUUACAGGGGCAAGUACAUUCUGCACACUUUCUCUCUCUCUCAUUUCAUAAAAAUGGCUGAAUGGGACGAAGUGUCACACGCAAAGGAGAACAACCGUAGAGAACUGCUCUUUAAAGGGAAGGAUAUUGCAGAAAGAAUCGCUCUGAAAGGACUUGAUGUGCGCAUCUUUACUUUGAGCCCUCUUAACUUUCUAGAAAUAUCCGAUGCUGGAUUAGCAGAACUUCCUAGUGAAAUAGGUAAUCUGUCUCAUUUACUCAACCUCACUCUCCGUGGGAAUAAGCUGGUUAUGUUACCUGAUUCCAUAGGUAAAUUAACACGCUUACAAUUUCUAGAUGCAUCCAGAAAUGCAAUUGAAAAUGUGCCGGACAGUUUGGGAAGUAUAGCGUCGAUUCAUACACUUGAUUUGAGUCAAAACAAGCUUUCUGUGAUUCCAGAAAAUUUCAGCAACCUCUCAAACUUGGCCUACCUCAACUUUUCCCGCAAUAACUUGACUGAUUUGGAUGUAAUGCUCCGAGGAGAUCUGCACCACUUGAGUGAAGUUUUUGCUUCCCACAAUCAGAUUGAGAGCAUCUCGUCCGGGGUGGGCAAUCUAGAGUCAUUGCGAUCCCUGGACAUGAGUGAGAAUAAGCUGCAGGAGUUUCCGGCAAGUCUUUCCCGUUGUCCAAAGCUGAAAGAGCUCAUCCUGAUAGAAAAUCCAGUGAAAGAUCGUCGCCUAAAAAAGCUGAUUCAACAGACCCGAGGAACAAAACCAAUUUUAGAAUACAUCGCUGUACACGGAACGAAAGAGGAGCAUUCUGCCCCUGCGAAAUCAUCCAAGAAAGGCAAACGAAAGAAGAAGUCAUCACAGUCAAAGGAUGAGGAGGCGGAGCUUAUCAGUCAGGUGAUCGAGGUCAUGACCUUUAGGAACUCUUCAGAACCAAUGGAAGUCAAAGCUUGUAAAUCUGUGGUGUUUGUGCGGCCGUACAUCACUUGCUGCGUUGUCAGGAAUCUGGAUCUGUCCUCUGGAAACCACUUCAAGCAGUUUAUUACCGCUCAGACCAAGCUUCAUGACGGACCGUUGUGUGCAAAGAGGACGACUGCUACCAUAGCAACCCACGACCUGAAACGCAUCAAAGGACCUUUGACCUAUGAGGGCAAAGCACCGCAUAGCAUUGAGGUCACUCCUUUGGGUAAGACCAAGAUGGUGACUGCAGAAGCUCUGAUGAAACAACUCAAUCAAGAAGCCGAUGAGUUACGCAAGGAGCUCAAGAGGAAUACUGUCUCAGGGAUUCACAAAUACCUCAGCCUGUUGGCCCAUCAAGAGCUCUACCCCUGCCUGCUGGAUGCCGCUGGUCAUGUGAUCUCACUUCCACCAAUCACAAAUGCAGAUAUUUCAAAGAUUUCUCGAUCCACAACAGACAUCCUGAUUGAGGUGACCAGCUCUGAAGACCUAGGCUCUUGCAAGAAGGUUUUACAGGCCCUUCUCACCAAGAUGCUUGAAUUGAACCUGGGUAGCAAGGGAACAUCCGACGAAGGGGCUGGUGCAGAGUCUACUGAAGAGGACAAGGAUAACAAGCUUGUGGUGGAACAGGUUCGAGUCAUCAAUGAGGACGGAGAACUCAGAGUCGUCUACCCGUCCAAGACAGAUCUUAAUGAUUUACCAGGAGUGACCGUUAUACGUCAGUGAUACCUCCUUCUUGGAUAGGAUGUUAACCCAUUUCCUAAGGGAACCAGGUUGUCCCUGCAUUAAGCCUAUGGGAAUCUGAGAAGUCAGGAGUCAGCGGGUUAAAGGUGGAUGUUUGAAUCAUUUGUCAUAAUGACACCAUUCAUAAAUUUCUUCCUCAAGUUUAACCCAGUGACUCCUGAAUUCUCUCAUUCCCGUACCUGGGUAUUGUUUCAAGAAGCCGGUGUAAGUUCAAGUUUGCCAACAUCCCAUUAAAACGUGUUCAUUUGAAUACAUGAGUUUCAAUGUGAUGUUGGCAAACUCGUACUUGUGAUGAUUUUAUGAAACCUGCCCAUGAUUUCAGUAGCCAAUUACUGUAGUUUUUGACAUACUUAUGUUAUCUUAUCCUUACACUUGAUCAACGGCCACCCUAAAGUAAAGCUUAAAGGUUAUAUUAUUGUCAUUUGACAUUAUGCCACAUUUCUUUGACCUGAUAGACAAACUAGUGGGAAUUCAUUUAUGUUGUGUCUAGGGGAGGGGUAA